AAGCACAGGCUUUCCCACUAGUGAAGGGGCAGCAGCAGCCCGAGCUGGCAAGAAAAGGCGGCGACCCUUAGCGCUUCCCCCUGAUCCUCAGAGGCACAAGGAGACGAGAGAACGCGGCGGGAGCCGAGAGGGUCGGACUGUUCCCCUGUAGCGUGAGAAGCGGGACUGUGUGACAGAGAGCUCGGACUUACUGAUCACUUUAACUGCCCCGCUCUGCACCGGCACCGACUCGGACACAACCCCGACCCCCCUCACACCAGAACUUUUUUAUUGAUCGUGCUGGAGAAGAUACAUAAAUGACAGCAGCAAGCUUCGAUAACAGAGAACCCAGCUACACUUCUGGUCUUCUGGAGCAGAAAGUUUCACCCUAUGCUGUCUCCUGGAGUUAUCUGUAGACUCCAGCCAACUGGAGGUCCUAGAGGUAUGGCUUACUGGCUAUUCUGGGUUGCUAUGAUCCUCCUCUGCAUAGAUGGUUCCACAGCGGCCACUGACGUGUCCCUUGGAAAGCCGAGGAUCACCAAGUGCCGUUCACCUCAACAGGAAACCAUCACUUGCUAUUGGACUUAUGGAGAGUUUCACAAUUUAUCAUCACCUGGCCAGCUGAAACUUCAAUAUAAAAAAAAGAUUGAGGCCAACUGGACAGAUUGCCCAGAUACUAUAACUGGGGGAGAAAACAGCUGCUAUUUCAAUAAAACCUAUACUUCUAUUUGGGUCUCUUAUUGCGCCAAACUUGUAAGUGAAGAUACUGAAUUCGAUGAUUACUGCUUCUCCGUUGAAGAUAUUGUGGAACCUGACCCUCCCGUGUCCCUGAACUGGACUGUGUUGACUAUCAGCCUGACCCGUAUGCGCAUAGACAUCCAGUUAAACUGGGAACCACCACCCUCAGCAGAUGUUUCAAGUGGGUGGAUAAGUCUGGAAUAUGAGGUUCAUUUCAAGGAAGCCAAUGAAUCACAGUGGACAAUACUGGACAAAGUACGAAAUGAAUAUUUACCAGUCUACUCGGUGAAAACAGGAAAGGAUUAUUUUGCAAGGGUUCGUUGCAAACAAUUUGCUAAUGGAAAAUUUGGAGAAUUCAGUGAAAUUUUGCAUAUACCACUUUUAAUACUACCAGAGCCUGAACUUCCUGAUGUUCCAUUUCUCCUCUUUCUUAACAUUGGAUUAUUCGGGAUGUUGCUUGUCUUCAUUCUCAUUCUAGUUUUUAAAAAGCAGAGGAUAAAGAUGAUCAUCCUUCCACCAGUCCCUGUGCCAAAAAUAAAAGGAAUUGAUCCUGAUCUUUUGCAGAGAGGAAAACUGGAUGAGGUGAACUCUAUAAUGGCAUAUCACGAUCACUACAAAUCACAGAUGUACAAUAAUGACCCUUGGGUUGAAUUUAUUGAGCUUGAUCUUGAUGACACAGAUGAGAAAAAUGAGGGUUCAGACACUGACCGACUUCUUGGAGAGGAACAUGGAAAGAACCAUAACUGCUUGGGGGUUAAAGAUGAUGACUCUGGACGUGCCAGUUGCUGUGAGCCUGACAUUCCAGAAACUGAUUUCAGUAACAGUGACACUUGUGAUGGUACCUCAGAUUUAGGGCAACCCCAGAAUGUAAAAGAAAAUGAAACCGAUCUUUUGUGCCUUGAUGAGAAAACUAACAGUGGAUCCCCUUCGAAUGUCAGCUUGUCAAACACAGAAGAUGGAAGCCCAACGACCGAAGCUCAGAAAACCUGGCCUGUAGCUGUGAGGGAGAAUGAACCAACAAGCUUGCCAGUCUCUGCCCCAAUAAGCAAGUUGAGCUCAAAGCAAAGCAUGGACUUCUAUGCUUUAGUGAGCGACAUAACUCCUGCAGGAAGACUUCUCCUUUCUCCAGGACAAAGAAUGAAGAACGAGAAUGAUGAAUGUAAUCAACCAGUUAUUCAACACCCAGCAAACCUUAACCCAAACAGCCCUUACAUUUGUGAGUCUGCUGUGACAGCUUUUUGUGCUGCAAGCAAGCCCAGGGAUACUGGAGCCAGUGUGAAGCCGAAUGUAAUUGAUGAUAGCUACUUCACCACGGAAAGCCUUAACAUCCCCCAGAUGAAUCCUUGCUUUGCAGAGAAGGCUUCAAGCUAUGAUAUGCCUGUCUCAGACUAUACCUCUGUCCAUAUCAUAAACUCUCCAAAAAAUCUUGUACUCAACACUACUGUGCUACCAGACAAAGAAUUUCUCGCACCGUGCGGCUACAUGACCCCUGACCAAGUAAACAAAGUCAUGAAGUAGCUGGUUUUUCUUAUUCUGUGAUGGUAUUUAAAGGCAUGGGCUUUUACGUUUAAACCAAAACCCUGCAUAUAAGCUUUUCUUUUGUGGUUCAUCUUGUAAAAAGCUCAAGCGUAUAUACAUAUAUAUAUAUAUAUAUAUAUACAUAUAUAUAUAUAUAUAUAUAUAUAUAUAUAUAUAUAUAUAUAUACAUAUAUAUAUAUUAAAUGUUAAGAAGAUGCCAAAAUGCUUAGCAAGAGAUUUCUCGUAUGUCAUAAAAUGUUAGAGUUCAUUGUGAUUAGUUCCUAUUAAGUAUUCAUUUUGCGACCGUAAUCGUUGAAAGUUAAGAUUCAAUGCAAUCGUGGUUUACAGUGGAUUGGAAAAUAAACUAUUUUUCCAAAACUA
Xenopus laevis (African clawed frog) is the source of this 2616-nucleotide messenger RNA. RefSeq names its product growth hormone receptor S homeolog (gene ghr.S). Gene Ontology annotation, biological process: cytokine-mediated signaling pathway. NCBI's taxonomy places the organism in Eukaryota, Metazoa, Chordata, Amphibia, Anura, Pipidae. Gene Ontology annotation, molecular function: cytokine receptor activity. Bases 370 to 2235 code for a protein of 621 amino acids. Gene Ontology annotation, cellular component: membrane; external side of plasma membrane. The transcript has 11 exons. The record is from RefSeq and is a predicted model, not a curated record.